Molecule: messenger RNA, 580 nt
Organism: Lynx canadensis (Canada lynx)
Lineage: Eukaryota; Metazoa; Chordata; Mammalia; Carnivora; Felidae
Product: uterine milk protein-like
Biological process (GO): negative regulation of endopeptidase activity
Molecular function (GO): serine-type endopeptidase inhibitor activity
Source: RefSeq, a predicted model, not a curated record
CCCAGAUGACUGACUUUCGAGAUGCAGAAAAAAAACAAGAAGCAGAUCAAGCACUUUGUGGCUGAAAAAAAAUGCACACAAGAACCAAGGAAUUCAUCACCUCUCUGAACCCUCACACCUUCCCGUGUCUUGUUAACUACGUUUUCUUCAAAGGCAUCUGGGAAAUGGCUUUCCAUCCCGACCUCAUGUACAAGGAGGACUUCUUUGUGGAUGAGCGCACCACAGUGCGGGUGGACAUGAUGUGGAAGACGGAACAAGUGAUUUAUAGCCAAUCGGAGGAGCUGUUUGCUACAACGGUCAAAAUUCCUUACAUUGGAAACGUGUCCUUAGUCUUCAUGCUCCCAGAUGUGGGAAAGCCCGACUCUGCCCUAAAUCACAUGAUUGCUCAAAACGCCACGCUUCUGAAAUCCAGUGGCAUGAGGUAUGCUACUCUGGAGGGACAUUCUAGAUUCACGUUGAAAUUUUGCUCAGAUCUCACUUCCUCUGUGCAAAAGUCUUAUUUCCGGGGAACUGAGAUUCUGCUUACAUCCAAGCAUCUUUGUGGAAAAUGAAACAAGCCAAGCAGGGACAAUGGUGGCCU